GUACUCGUCUGCUCAGAUUGGUCGGACCACGACAAGAACCAAAGCUUUCGUCGACGCCGCUGAGCCUCCUUGUAGGAUGAGGCCAACACCUACCCGCGAUGAAAGGGUGGAUCUGAAUCUUCAGCCUGCGAUGAAGCCUGCUGUUACCUCCAGUAUUGAUCCUACGUCGAGGACCACGAGGCCAGUAAGCGCUGCUUUUGUCAAGAAAAGCCACGCCAAUAAUUAUGGCUCAAAGUAAUUCAUGUGCAUUUCCAAGGGUCUUCAUCUUUUUGCUCUGUUCCUUCUGGGAAAACUGAAGAAAUGCACCCAAGAAAUAAAACGUUCUUUUGAGCUCCAAAAUGAGGUAGAGGACAGCAACAGCAUCAGCAGUAGUAGCGGAUCGGAGUCUUCAGAGUCGUCUCCAUCGUCUUCCACGAGUUCCGAACCGUCCUCUUUCUCAUCCUCGAGUCCAGCUAGUUCUUCGAGCGCGUCUGCUAGUCCUGGAUCUCCACUACCAAAAAUGAAUUAAGGGUCGGUAUGGGUUCAAGGUGUUCCUGUUACCGUUUGCGUUGCCUCUCCUAAGGGGGACAAGCAUAACAAGCGGGGUAACCGAACACCAAAACCCUACCUCUAAAUGAAGAAGAGCCCAAAUGCGUCGACCGCAGGUCAGCACAGUAGCAACAAGAAGAAACUCCGAGAUGAGCAGGAGCAACAUCUUUAUGGAGUGAAUUUUCAUUCUAUCCAUCUUAUAAUAUAUAAAUACAGCCCAUUCAUAAGUACUUAGAGUUUGACUCCGGUUGGUACUUUCAUGUUCAUUCUAAAAGCUGCAGCAGAAAGAAAGGAAUCAGCAAGUUUCGUCUCUGUUGAUCCGGAGUGGCCAAAUCAAUGGCGCAAUCAACUACAUGGAGCGCGGACGAAACGGAGAAGUACCUCCCUACACCCUAGAGGAUGAGUCGAAAGUACAAAAAGAACCGAUAAGUGAUCGAGCAAGAAAGUCACCUUCAGCUGGACAUCGACGGGGGGCAAGUCGUGGUGGAGUUUCGAAAGCGGCACAACGGGAGAUGGUAAAAAGCGGCGCGAGUGAUAUUACUUCUGCAAAGAAGUCAAUUGUGCGCGAGGUCGAAAUUUUGCGAAGAUGUUCGCACCCAAACGUGGUUCGAUUUUAUGACUCCUUUGUCCAAGACGACAAUCUCAUUAUUGUCAUGGACUACCACCCGGGAGUAACGUUACUACAGUACCUGUCGUUCUACAAGAUAAAACGUGCAGCUUUCGAACAAGAACCGAAUACGAAUAACCUGAUGGCGAGGAAGACAAGAAGGAACAAUGAGCUGAGAACGAGAAGAGAAAAUCCCGAACCAACUUGCGCAGCACAAGACUCGGCACCCGAGACCGACACGCCCUUCACCUUUCCGUCAACUCAACGCUGGAAAAUCUUCUGUCAAGUGUGCCUUGCGCUGCGCUAUCUACACUGCAAAUUGAAGAUCGCGCACUGUGACCUAUCACCGAAUAAUGUCCUCGUCACGCCCCACACGUUACACUGCAAGCUUAUUGACUUUGGCUUGGCAAGAGACUUCGGCGAUGAAAAGAGCGAGAGAGUAGAUUUGACAUGCAGAGGAAAGGACAUGAUGAAGCAUGGUGCCGCAAUAAGUGCUAACGAGAAUGUUCCGAACGAAGGUACUGAUAGAUAAUUUUUCUGCUGCUUGUGUUAAAGAAUGCCACUGGAAGACGUAAAUUAAUAGUCUCACAUUGUAAUUGAAAUAGAAACUCCUGUAUCUGAUGAAUCCUCAGCGAGGACAAAUACAACAAGAAAAACAGAAACAGGUGAUAUCGUUUUUGGUUCUGUGCUAUACUCGACACCGGAGACGCUCCAAGGGCAUGGUAUGCAUCGUCCGUGGGAUGGCGAUAUCUGGGCGGCUGGUUGCUUACUCUACAAGUUGUGCAUGUUUAACGACGCUUUUGCUGCCAAUUUCAACGAUGCCGCAGCGACGGGAAAUCCGCUUGCUAUCGCGCGACGAAUCGUUGAGCUUGAUUAUCAGCCUCUCGAUGCAACAUCACUCACGCAUGAAGAAAGCUAUGGCAUCUUCAGAGGUCGUCGCGUAAAAUUGGGAAUGGUUUAGACUUUUGAACUAGAUAUUAUAUGUUUUAGUUAGAAUUAGAAGUACCGGUACUUCUGCUUCUCCACUUGUCACCAUAGCAUAUUUUUCAAGAACAACAAGUCCUCGUUCUUCUUCGAGUUAUAAUUUGCCGUUUAAAAACUUUUGGAUUAUGAUGAUUUCACCGACAGCAAAAGGCAUGCACAAGAACGCACCAUCAUUUGCAGUUCUCCCCAUCUAAGACUUCGAUUGUACAUUAGAAAUGGACGUUCUCAGCACGAUCUUUGUUCCAGAACCUUCGAGCCGUCCCGAUAUACUUAAGGGCUUGGGAAAUGCAUCUCUGAAGUCAUCUGAAAGCAGAUGACAAGAACAAGGAAAGCUUAGCCAGGUGAUUCUAUCUGCUAUGCAUUUCCUACCCAUCGCCAUCUAAUAUACAGACGUUGACGCAGAUGCUUGCUUCAAAGCUGUGCGACCUCCUGGAGGAAGCGAACUAGACCUUCCACUUACUUCUUAGUACUCAGACUGCCUGAAACUUAUUGAUUCGUCCGUAUUUAUCAUUAGACUUACCAGAUUACCGAUGUACAGAGCGGGAUUCUCUAAUAAAUUGCUUAUACAUGACGAGAAUUUUGCGUCCUAUCAUGUAAUGUAGUUUGUUAAAUUGCAAUUGAGGUAGUUAAUACUGAGCCAGAAUAUCGCGUCUUAUUUCCUGAAAUAUCGCCAGAAGAAUCAAUAGUUGGUUUGGUUUUAUUCCGUUCUUUGCAGUUGAAUCGAUUGUGUUCUUUGCCGACCUCUGGCCUCUACUGAUUUAAACUUUUUAGCCUGUAGUCAUCGUGUAAGUACGUACGAUGAAAGUGUCUGUACAAUAUGAAAAUAUUAGAAAUUUCGCUCGUUUUCGGGAUUUCCGAAACAGCAUGUUGAUAGAUGAACAUGAAGACUUUCACAUGAAGAGAAUAGAAGUAUUACGUCGGGGCUCAGCUACAGCACUCUUUUUUUCUAUAUAUAAGUACUGGUGGUGGUGGUCUGCCUUCCUACUUCCUUAUCUGAUUCUGAUCAUCUGCUUGUACGCCCUGAUCAUGAUUCCUUCCUGCGCUAAGGGCAGGGGAUUCUUGUGAAAAGUCAUUCUCAAGUGUUCGACGACCAACAAG
Messenger RNA from Amoebophrya sp. A25, 3217 nucleotides. Lineage: Eukaryota; Dinophyceae; Syndiniales; Amoebophryaceae. The record is from the annotation of a GenBank genome assembly.